AUCCUCUUUUCAAGGGUGUCUGGUGGUUUCCAUUUUCAUUGUUUUUCUGAAACUCUGCGGGAGCACUUCCACUCAUAUUCAUAGUUGAGCUAACCAACUUAUUGCAUAUGAGUUACACAAUAACAGAAUGAAGACUGUGCAGCUCGCACUCCUCUGUCUAUGGGUGUGGUGUCCAGCUACAGAGAGUUUAAUUGACAAAUGGGUGAAUUUAGGGGAAAAUGUGACUUUAGACUGUAAUCUUGGUAACAAAGAGAUUUAUUGGUUUUUCCUGAAACUGCCGGAUUCUCUAGUGGUGAUACUGCGAACUUUCACAUCAGAAUCUAUAUCGGCUCAUUUCUAUGACAAUCAAUUCAAGAACAAAUAUUCUUCACAAAAUUGGAGCCGUUUAAUUAUUAGUAAUAUAACAGCAGAUGAAUUAGGAAUAUAUUAUUGUGCAAAAACAGUCUCACUUCUACAGCUCAACAAUGGCACUAGACUUUACAUCACUGAAACUGGCCAAAUUCAGAAUGAGACAGAAUGCAACAAUCAUUCACAACAUCAGAAAACACAUCAGACUCUGACUGUAACAUCCAUCGCAUUGAACGGUCUGAUGUUUAUUACAAUUAUAGGUCUGUUAAUGCUCAGAUGUAAGAAGCCUUCAAAAACUCAACAACAAUGUCAGAAUGUUGAACCGGUGCACCUCGAGGACUUAAAUGUUGCACAGUAUUCUGAGAUCGAGUUCACCACAUAUUCCAGAGAAGAAAAGCCAAGUCAGAUCAAUGGUAUUUAUGAGCUUCUUCAGAAUCCAAAGCAAAAUCCUCAACACACAAACUUUCCCCUGCGGAUUACUGUGCAGGAAGAGAUGAUGUAUGAGUACUAACCUUGCUGAAAAAACUGUUUAAACCAGACUAAAAUGGUAAGCUGGUUUAAAAUGGUUUAGUUCAGGUUUCUUAACCUGGUUUUUAGCUGGCCUCCAUAUAUGCACAUCAUACAUGCCAUAAACCCCUUUAAAACCACCUAACUUGAUCUGCUUGGUUGCCAGCUAAGACUAGCAAACCACUUUAGGCUGGCUUAAGUUGUUUUUCAAACAAUGAAUUGCUUCAGUAAUAUCAUACAAAAUAGUUGUGUUGUGCACUUUGAUUUUUUAUUUUUCAAGGUUACCUUUUUAACUGUAAACUUUGACACUAGUGCAUGUUUUACCGUGAUUAUUGCUGGUAAAGUGUUUUGUGGUGGUGGGCAUAUGAAAGAAUCACAUGAUACCAGGUCAAACUAAUGACAAAAUGUCUAGACGAUGCAUUACGCAACAAUAACCUUCUGAAAUGUAACCAUGUUUAUGUAAAGCCAGUAAAAAGAACGUACAUCCUGUUACUGAACAAACAACAAGAGAACAACUUCAGCAAAAUUGCUGCAUUUCUCAAAGUCAGUAAAAAUACAAUAAUGAGUCCAGACAUUUAAUUUUUUUAUUUAUUUAAUUUUUUUUUUUUUACUAUUUCUAAUAAAACAAACAGCUAUUUUUGGCUGAUGGCAACUUUUUGUACAGCAGGGCUAUUGUAGUUUAAAAUGUAUUUUUCAUGCUUUUUUUGUACUUUCAUUUUAGUUUUGUUUUCAUUCAAUAACUGUCAGUUUCAGUGUAUUGUAGUUUCUUUUUUCAGUAUAUUUUGUUAUUUUAAUUAACACAUUAACUGCAAUUUGAUGUACACAUUUCAAUUUCAGAACAUACUGAAUUGAGUAAUCUUUAACAAAAAAGAAAAAGAAAAAACUUAAUAUUUUAAGUUUUGAAAAUUACACAAUUAAAUUUUGUUUCAAAUUUUGGUUAUGAAAUUAAAGUGCAGAAAUCGUAAAUAGUUAUCUUUAGUACAAAACUAAAUAUUUUAAGUUUUGAAAAUUACACAAUUUAAUUUGGUUUCAUAUUUUAUGAAAUUGAAGUGCAGAAAUCUUAAAUAGUUUUUUGUGUGUGGUAUGUUAAUCAGGACUAUCUAGUUGCAUUUAAAUGUUUAAGCUGGAUUGUCAUGGUUUCAAAUUUUAUGAUAUACUGUACAUAAAAAAUGACAAUUUAUAAUUUGAACAUUUUAAGUUAAUCUCGGAGUAAUGAAAAUGUAUUUUAUUUAAAAUUUUUCAUAUUAGUUUUCUUUAGCGAUAAUGACGCUGCUGUACAGUUGCAUGGUUUGACAAAUAAACACAUUAAAACUUC
Messenger RNA from Myxocyprinus asiaticus (Chinese sucker), 2170 nucleotides. RefSeq lists its product as uncharacterized. The record is from RefSeq and is a predicted model, not a curated record. The coding region runs from base 128 to 859 and encodes 243 amino acids. The transcript has 5 exons. NCBI's taxonomy places the organism in Eukaryota, Metazoa, Chordata, Actinopteri, Cypriniformes, Catostomidae.